Molecule: messenger RNA, 2832 nt
Organism: Myxocyprinus asiaticus (Chinese sucker)
Lineage: Eukaryota; Metazoa; Chordata; Actinopteri; Cypriniformes; Catostomidae
Product: single-stranded DNA-binding protein 3-like
Exons: 18
Coding region: 113-1225 (370 amino acids)
Biological process (GO): positive regulation of transcription by RNA polymerase II
Cellular component (GO): nucleus
Molecular function (GO): protein binding; single-stranded DNA binding
Source: RefSeq, a predicted model, not a curated record
UGAGAAGGUAUCAGUGUUUAGUUUGUGCAGUCGAACCUGGAGCAGUGACAGAUGAAUUGUCGAAAAUAGAGGAAAAGGGAACGCGGGCGACUCUCCCGUGCACACAAAAAACAUGUUUCCUAAAGGCAAAAGCUCCGUCGUGCCAUCGGAUGGUCAAGCUCGGGAAAAGUUAGCUUUGUAUGUUUAUGAGUAUUUGUUACACAUUGGUGCUCAGAAGUCUGCGCAGACUUUCCUGUCAGAAAUCCGAUGGGAAAAGAACAUCACGCUAGGAGACCCUCCUGGAUUCCUGCAUUCCUGGUGGUGUGUCUUUUGGGACCUGUACUGUGCUGCUCCUGAGAGGAGAGACACGUGUGAACAUUCAAGUGAGGCGAAGGCAUUCCAUGACUAUAGUGCCGCAGCAGCCCCCAGUCCUGUUCUUGGAAACAUGCCACCAGGAGACGGCAUGCCAGGUGGACCCAUGCCCCCUGGAUUCUUCCAGGGCCCUCCCGGCUCCCAGGCUUCCCCUCACGCUCCUCCUCCCCCUAACAGCAUGAUGGGACCCCACGGCCAGCCUUUUAUGUCACCUCGCUUUGGUGGGGGACCAAGACCACCCAUCAGAAUGGGCAACCAGCCUCCAGGUGGAGUUCCAGCCGCCCAGCCAAUGCUCCCAAACAUGGAUCCUAGACUACAGGGGCCGAUGCAGAGGAUGAAUGUUUCUAGAGGAAUGGGUCCUAUGGGCCCUGGUCCCCAGAAUUUUGGAGGAGGGAUGAGACCACCACACAACUCUAUGGGCAUGCCAGGAGUGAACAUGGGGCCUGGAAAUGGCAGACCACCAUGGCCAAAUCCAAACGGCAACAAUAUGCCAUAUUCAUCACCAUCUCCUGGUGCAUAUGGGGGUCCACAAGGAGGGGGGCCACCAGGAACUCCUGGAAUUGUCCCUAGUCCAGCAGACUCUAACAACUCCAGUGAAAACCUGUACACCAUGAUAAAUUCUGGAGGAGGUCGCAACAGUUUUCCCAUUGGCCCAGGCUCUGAGGGCCCUCUAGGGGCGAUGGCAGGAAUGGACCCAAUGCAUAUGAAUGGAGGUUCAGGAGACUUGGAUGGACUUCCAAAGAAUUCUCCCAACAACAUGGGUGGCAUGAGCAAUCCGCCCGGGACCCCUAGAGAUGAAGACGUAGGAGGCAGCUACCUUCACUCUUUCCAGAAUGAGAAUCAGUACUCUCCCUCCAUGACCAUGAGCGUCUGAUGCCAGUCUGUUUGCUCAGUCUUGGAAACUCCGAUCGGCAUCUAUGACACAGAGUACAUGUACAGGAAAUGGAAUUGGGUGGGACUGCCCUGGAUCCUCAAGUGGUCUCAUGCAAUAUUAAAAUGAUUUUCAUUGUUCCUUUUUUUUUUUUUUUUUUUUUUUUAAAUGGCUAGCAAACUUUUUCUCCUCUCAGAUCAGAAGAUCUUAAUGUGACUCGAUGCUCCUGGAAUUGUUCCCCCUCCCUCCCCCCUCUGAGGCCAAUCUCUCAUUAAGAAGCAAAGUGGUUACUGCUGACAUAAUAUCUGGAUGUGUGUACAUUUUUGUGCCGAAGAGGAAUAUCUCAGUUCACUCUCGAAUCCGACAUCCACGUCCAACUUCAGCAUGGUUUACACGUACGAAACUUCCUCUGAUGUUUUGACACUGAACUCUCAUAUGUGGCCUUGAAUUCUGUUAAUAUUUUAAUGCCUUUUGAUGACCAGUUUUUAUUUUUCUUCAGUGAAAUGCGUCAAGUGGUGAGAGAGUUCAGUCUUUUCUGAAUGGGAAAGACUCACAGUUGUAUUUUACUUGUACACUGUCAUUUUUGUCUUUUAAGCAUUAUAAGCAGCUGCUUUUAACAAAUAACUGCAUUGACGGGUCCCGUCCUGAAGAUUUUUCUCUGCACUGAUUUAUUGUUCACUUUUAUUUUUCUGAAAUUGUGACUGCUGUCUCAGUCUUUGGUCAAAGACUGAUACAUUGAUCCUCUCAGAUGCUGACCCUGAUAAACGUACUACCUACGAGACCUUCACCUCUCAGAGUUCGUGAGGUGGGUGACUGGAUUACCCGCCUGGAGGUGUCUCCCUGCAAAAUGUUCGGCCAUUGUUGCGUUGAUUAUGUCAUAAUGAAUUUGUGAUGGUUGAAGAUACCCAUAUCAUGUUUUUUAUAUAUAUAUAUAUAUAUAUAUAUAUAUAUAUAUAUAAAUGUGUGUGUAAUUCUCUGCCAUGUGCCUCUGUUGUUUUAGCUUUGAUAAUGGAGACUGGUUAUGGUGCCCCAUUACAGAGGCCUCAUCCAUGAAGGAUGUUGCUUUUGUAAGCCAGACUGUAGCGUGUUUGGAUUUUUGUAUUUGGUUUUAUUUGAGCAACGUCAGACACGGUCAUAAUACAGUUAGAAUGGUAACUUAUUCUAUUUAUGCAGACAUUGGGUAAUUGUUUUACUUUUAGUAGUUUUGCACUGCUUUUGUUAGCUUGUGCGUCAUACGUUUAAUUGUGGGCUAAAUAGGCUUGUUUAUAUAUUGACUACUAAAUUAUUUGGCUCUUUUUUUGUUUUUUUUUGGAGGAUAUUUUAUCUUUGUUUUUCGAUCCAUCAUUCAUACUAAUGCAAACAGAAAAGCAGUGUUUGAAAAUCUUUGUGUACCUUUAGUUUCCAGCUAAUUGCUUUUAAGAGAAAAGGGAAAACCUAAUGUGAAAUGAUUUUAACUUUGGAAAACUAUGUAAAGAUCAUGAUGUUCCAAGACUUCUUUAAGGUAGCAUCUCUCCAGAGGGCCAAGGUCCAGCCAUUUGAUUUCCAUGUAAAUCAGCCUCUUUAAAUCAGUGAACCAGUUUUGAUGUAAGAUAAAGUUGUUCCCAAUUGUC